Molecule: messenger RNA, 2353 nt
Organism: Trachemys scripta elegans
Lineage: Eukaryota; Metazoa; Chordata; Testudines; Emydidae
Product: ankyrin repeat domain-containing protein 34C-like
Exons: 1
Coding region: 12-1613 (533 amino acids)
Molecular function (GO): protein binding
Source: RefSeq, a predicted model, not a curated record
UGGCUGGUGCGAUGGAGGAAGCGAUGGAGCUGCGGACGGACGGGAAUUCCCUGCUAAAGGCGGUGUGGCUAGGCAGACUCCGGCUGGCCAGACUCCUGCUGGAAGGCGGGGCCUACAUUAACGAAAGCAACGAGAAGGGCGAGACCGCUCUCAUGGUGGCCUGCCGCACUAAACACGUGGACCAGCAGAGCACAAGCAAAGCCCGGAUGGUGAGGUACUUGCUGGAUAACAGGGCUGACCCCAACAUCCAGGACAAGUCCGGCAGAACAGCCCUGAUGCACGCCUGCCUCAAAGGAGCCGGGGAAGAGGUCGUUUCUCUGCUGCUGGAGAACGGAGCCGACCCGAGCCUAGAAGAUCACUCCGGAGCAUCUGCUCUGGUUUACGCUGUCAACGCAGAUGACAAGGAUUUGCUAAAGCAUCUCCUGAAAGCCUGCAAAGCUAAGGGGAAGGAGGUGAUCAUUAUAACUAUGGACAAAUCCUCGGCGGGUACCAAAGCUACCCAACAAUACCUCCACGUCCCGCCAUCGCCAGAGCUGGGGGAGAGGCAGGGCCCGGGCGUGUGCAAGGCGCCUUCGGAGAGUGAACUCAAAGCGUCCACUUCAGGCUCUUCAGUGGCUGCGAAGGAAGAGCCCUUCUUCCGCUUCCACUCCGCGCACGCCAGCGGCGGCCAGCCGGCCAAGGCCCUUCCCGAGCCCUGGUCUCCUACCAGGAAACUCGGCAAUCCCAGAAGAGCCCGUUUGCCACAGCUGAAGAGGCUGCAGUCAGAACCGUGGGGCUUGAUUGCACCUUCUGUUCUAGCCUCCUCCGCCCCUCCAGCCGAGGCCAAGGUGUGUGCCGGGGAUGACAUCACUCUGGGCAUCAGUGACUUGUCGCUCUCCAGAAAGGUUUCCUUCCCCAGGAACGGCAGCAGUAAGAGCAAAGACCUGUCUCUCUUCCCUUUGGUGGAUGACCAGGCUCUGAAGAUCCCACCAACUUCUGUGCCAGGAUCAAGGAAUCCAUCCUACGAAAAAGUUCAGCCCCUUCCUCAACGCGUAGCCAGGAGGAACGCGGUCCCCGCUGAGCCGGAGAACCCCAGCUCCGCCGGCUCGGGCCCCACACCCUUCAAAGACACCCUGCACCGGGGACGGCUGGGCACGGCGCAUUACGAUUCGGAUUCACAGCUCUACUGCGACUCCAGCUCCGUUCUGGCUGAUUCGGGGAAGGGGCCUUUGGAGAGAAACCAGCUCAACAGUUCCCAUUCGGCUUUGUUCACCAGCUCCCGGGAAUCCCUGGACAGCGCUCCCAGCACGUCUCCUGGGACGGUUCGCCGCAGGCCACCCAAUCUGCUGGAAAGACGGGGAUCUGGGACUCUCCUGCUCGAUCACAUUUCUCAUACAAGACCAGGGCAUUUGCCUCCUUUGAAUGUAAACCCCAACCCGCCAAUUCCCGACAUCGGCUCUAGCAGCAAACCGUCUUCCCCGCUCGCUGCGGGCUUCAAACCCACAGUACCCGCUGCGCCGAGUUCACCGAGAAGGGCUGACUGGCGAGCCAAAAAGAAGUUGCUUCGGAGACACUCCAUGCAGGUUGAGCAGAUGAAACAACUCUCCAAUUUUGAGGAAAUAGUGGCCCAGUAGUUUGUAUUUCAGUGGAUUUUCCAGAAACACGUGCAAAGUCCCUGCUCUCUCGUGCUCCGCACAGUGGGGUCCCUGUGCCUGGCACCCCCUGCUCCAGGAGGGGCAGAGCAGGGUCUGAUUCCCACAGCCUUGCACCUUGGGGGGCUGGGCACCGGGGCCAAGCCAGGAGCAUUUAACACUCCCGUUGCCCAGCUGUGGAGACAACACCAGGUACAAACUGGGGAAUCAGCACCAGGUACUAAAAGGAUUUCUCUGCUACUGCCCCAGGUCUGGGCUUUGUUCCCAGGAUGAAUCUGGCGAAGGGCUGAUUGUAGAGGAAGGUAGUGUGAGACACACGAGACUUCUCCCCAAGGAACAUGAGCACCAUUCCUUCAGUCUCCAGUUCUUUGUCCUUAAUCUGUGUCUUUCCUACCCACACGGAGACAGUCCUGGGAUCGCCAGUGCCUGUGGGGCUGGUGGACGUCUCAAGUGCCUACAGAACCAGAGCGGAGCUCACUGCUGCCAGGAGGAGGAAGAGCCGCGUCCCCCCGACACCUGCCCCGAGCCGGAGAAGGGACACAAUUCUCUCUGCUUCCCAGAAAUGCUAUCGCUUGAACAGGCCAGAUAACGGAGCAGAUCCGGUCCUGGUGACACUCCGGUGCAACCAACGGGACUGCAUCGGGGAGGUGUUCGGCCCGGCACCGUCAGGCUGCCAGGCCAUUCCAUUGCUCGGUGGGACGCUCUGCUGUGGGCGCUGCGCU